Molecule: messenger RNA, 2383 nt
Organism: Mangifera indica (mango)
Lineage: Eukaryota; Viridiplantae; Streptophyta; Magnoliopsida; Sapindales; Anacardiaceae
Product: SWR1 complex subunit 2
Exons: 13
Coding region: 223-1320 (365 amino acids)
Biological process (GO): chromatin remodeling; regulation of DNA-templated transcription
Cellular component (GO): nucleus
Molecular function (GO): ATP-dependent H2AZ histone chaperone activity
Source: RefSeq, a predicted model, not a curated record
CUUAAGGGACUAAAUAAUAUGUUCCCCAACUACACUGUUUCUCUCUCCAGUUCCUAAUCCCUCCUUCGUCUUCCAAAUUUGAUCUGUGAUACGUCGGUUUCCCUCGUAAUUCGUCAAAGAUUCGACUAAAAACCUUACCAGUCUUCAUUCGUAUACUAAAAUCAAAGAGGUCGAUAAUUAUUUCUUGAAAUAACUGAAAAAGCAAUUUCUCUAGAAGCCGCAAUGGCGGAGACCAUGGAAGAAACCUCGAAUAAAGAAGAUGCUCCUGUCGUUUUUCUUGACCGCGCUUCUCGAGCAACAAGAGGAAAAAGGAUGACAAAAUUGCUUGAUGAGGAAAUUGAAGAGGAUGAGCUGUUUUGGAAUCAGGAUUCUCUUAAGGAGGAAGAGAAUGAUGAUAAUUAUGUGGAGGAGGCAGAGGUUGCUGAUGAGUUUGAUAGUGACUUUGAUGAAGACGAACCUGAGCCAGAUGAAGAAGGAGAAAAUGUUGCAGAAGAAAGGGUGCGACCAAAGAAACGGUUAAUAUUUCCUGGAAAAACUCUGGCUAAGAAGAAAAAGAAAAAGAAAGAGAAAGUCCUUUCAAAAUUAGAUAGUUCUCCAGAGGAAUCAAAGAAAACUGAACAGUCUCCCCCUGAAAAUCAAGAUGCCCCUGAUGACGCAGAGGGUGAGAGAACUGUUAGAAAAUCUACAAGAACUGCCGUGAUUGUUAGGCAAGCUGAGAGAGAUGCAAUACGUGCGGCUUUGCAAGCAACAAUGAAGCCAAUAAAAAGGAAGAAGGAAGGAGAGGAAAAGAGGAUGACCCAAGAAGAGAUGCUUCUUGAAGCAGCUCAAACAGAGAUCAUGAACUUGAGGAACUUGGAACGUGUUUUAGCAAGGGAGGAAGAAGUUAAGAAAAGAGCAAUAGUGCACAAAGCUGUCUAUAGUGGCCCACAGAUACAAUAUUUGUCAAAGGAUGGUUAUACAUAUCUGGAAUUCAGUAAGGGGGCUUCGUUUCACUCGGAGAUUUCAACCACAUCUGUUCCUUAUCCAGAGAAGGCUGUCUGUGCAGUGACCGGAUUGCCUGCCAAGUAUCGUGAUCCAAAGACAGGGCUACCUUAUGCAACCAAAGAAGCUUUUAAAAUUAUUCGAGAACGUUUUGUGGAUGAAAAUAGUGGUGCUCAAAAGGAAAUGGAUAUGGGAACCUUGUUUGAUUCACUGUCUGAGAAAGAUUCUGUGCCCAGACAAAGAAGAUCACAAAGUUCAACUAAAAGGGAAAUGUCAUAUUCCCGGCAAUUGGCACGUUUCCGUAGAUUUCCAUCUCUUGAAAUUGAAAUUUCAGAUUAGUUUACAUGGCCUAAAAGGAUGCCGAACACCAUCUGCUGAAGGAAACAUAAUGUGAGUCUAUGAUGAACACCUGUACUCUAGCAUUUUGAGUUUGUGAAGAAGAGACAUUGCUAGAAAAUUAAAACUGAUUUUGCAAGACGGGAAUGUGAUUGUUGAAGUGUGAAAAUGCAAGUUGAAGCUCAUAUUACUCGUAUGUGUUGCCAGUGUUGUGCUAAAAUGCAGCUGGGUGUAGAAAAUCAUUGAAUCACCUGGCGGUGGUAUUCUUCUUGUUGAUGAAUAGAGGUGAUCAUCAAUGGGAUUGGGCAACAGUGAAACCAAUAGACAGGCCUAUAAACAGGCAACUUUUGCUGCUUGUAUGGUGGAAGUUUUUGAAGUCAACCAUCUACAAGCCUACGCAGUCAGUUUCCGCAAGUUUUUUGAAUCGUGAGAAUCUUGCCCAUUGUAGAAAGAUUUUUAGAACCCAAUUUUUCUUUUGACCAUACAAUGGUAUGGCCAAUUAAUGUUCAUUUGUUUUCUUUUUUCUUUUUUUCUGUUAUUUUAGUUUUUAAUACUGGGGUAUACUUCUAUUCAAUGGUUUGGGCUCACGGACAAUGAUUAAGUGAAGCUCUGUUAAUAGUUGGUCAGGCACUUGCAUGUUCUUUGCAAACUUUAUUCCAAGCACUCACGAAUCUAAAUUCUGAUUCAACUUGUAGAAGAAGUGACCAUUGCUGGGGUGUCAUAUCUAUGUAGUCCCACACAAAAGAGAAAUCUGUUGGAGAAUUUGAUAGGGAAUUGAUGCAGCAGAUACUUGAAGAAAGAAUAUAAACUUUGAGGCGCUAUCGAAACACUUUCCUUAGGGUUUUAUUUGUUCCCUAUUUGUAAUUUUUGGAUAAUGCAAAUUUAUUUUUAGGAUACAACAAAGCUUCCGAACCUUUUGGUUUUAUGAUUAGGCACUAACACAGUUGUAAUAUGUAUCAAAAAAUAUAAUCGCAACCUUUUCCUUGUGUAUGAGCACAACUUUUAGCUUGUAAAUGUACGUAACUUUUGACUUGUAAAUGGACAGAGUCUUUACCUUUUAGACUAU